AACAAGUAUCUAAAGAGUGAUUUGAAGGACCUAUUCAUAAACUCUGCUGUUCAGAUUGAUGUAUCUGGAAACUGCAAAGCUGUUGUGAUCCAUGUCCCAUAUAGACUAAGGAAAGCCUACCGGGAGAUACAUCUUAGGCUUGUCAGGGAGCUCGAGAAGAAGUUCAGUGGGAAGGAUGUUGUUGCAGUUGCCACACGAAGGAUCGUGCGACCUCCCAAGAAGGGUGCAGCUGUACAGAGGCCGCGUUCCCAUACACUUACAGCUGUGCACGAGGCUAUUCUUGAGGAUCUGGUGUACCCGCUGAGAUUGUUGGGAAGCGCAUCAGAUACAGACUUGAUGGGUCAAAAAUAAUGAAGGUUCUAUUGGAUCCGAAGUUCAGGAAUGACACAGAAUACAAGUUAGAAACUUACUCUGGUGUCUACAGGAAGCUCUCCGGAAAAGAUGUAGUCUUUGAGUAUCCCAACACCGAUGCGUAAUUGCCAUUUCACUUUUUUGAAUAUUUCUGUUUGAUACACAUCUUUAAUUUAAGAAUGUCUGCUUUCAUUGCCUAGGCUCUCUGAAAUUUUGACUAU
Cuscuta epithymum is the source of this 572-nucleotide messenger RNA. The record is from the annotation of a GenBank genome assembly. NCBI's taxonomy places the organism in Eukaryota, Viridiplantae, Streptophyta, Magnoliopsida, Solanales, Convolvulaceae.